AUGCUAAACUUGCACGGCGUUCAGUUCGCUGUUGCCAUAGCGGCACUCGGUACUUCGUGUCAUUACUUGUGGCUGGCCUUACGACCAAACCCAGGAGCACACCAUGACUCACCGUUAUUCUGUGAAAGUGGGGAAAGGUCUCCGAUCUACUUCCUUUUUGCGCCCGGAGUUGCCCUGUCCAGUGUGCUGCUACUCCUAGCCGGAUGCGAAGCUGCAAGCGAAUAUGAACUCGCCUGCAACCUUUGGAAGCUGGCGAUGGCGCUGCGGAUCUUUGCUACAUGUGCGGCCGUCGGUUUGGCGGGCAUGGGCUUGGUCACAAACCCCAUGAGCCGCUCCUUCCAUGAUCUGGCGACCUAUGCAUUCGUGGGAGGCGCAGCCUUACUGCUACUGCUGGGUAUAAUUGCAUCUACUUACCUGCAGGUGUAUUCUCUGCACGAACAAUCUGGUCUUGCUUUUUUGGCCGUUCGGAUCGCGCUGCUGGCACAUGCCUCGACAAAGGCCAGUGAGUUCUUGGGGAAGUAUGGUCGAGCAAUGGCUAUGGUAAGCCAAGCUGACCAUGGAGGUGAUGCCGAAAUGCCAACCGUCGAUCGAAAGGUGAUGAAGCGACUGCUGACACAAAGCGCUUUCGCUCAGUAUUCAGCGCUUGCGUCGCUGUGCAUUUCUGCCGCUCUCCUGCGCCCCUAA
Molecule: messenger RNA, 684 nt
Organism: Symbiodinium sp. CCMP2456
Lineage: Eukaryota; Dinophyceae; Suessiales; Symbiodiniaceae
Source: the annotation of a GenBank genome assembly